This is a messenger RNA of Nematostella vectensis (starlet sea anemone), 1906 nucleotides long. RefSeq lists its product as uncharacterized. The record is from RefSeq and is a predicted model, not a curated record. Gene Ontology annotation, biological process: biosynthetic process. Gene Ontology annotation, molecular function: L-2-aminoadipate:2-oxoglutarate transaminase activity; pyridoxal phosphate binding. Lineage: Eukaryota; Metazoa; Cnidaria; Anthozoa; Actiniaria; Edwardsiidae. The transcript has 2 exons. The coding region runs from base 133 to 1356 and encodes 407 amino acids.
CUUCCUCUACGCCGGUGGAAAAUUGCUUCCCGGUCUAACGUUGUGUUAUUCAAGUCGAGUAUAGAGUUGUAGACCUACAAAUUUACUUCCAAGUAAAAAAGGCAAAAUAGAAGACUACAUCAUCUUGGAAACAUGGCCAACACAAAAACAUUGUUUGAUUGGGCUGAAAAAGGGGGAAUCGUAAGCCUUGGGAUUGGGGCACCAGACAAGACCCUGCUGGCCCAAUGCAGUGAGUUGAUGAUGAUGGCAUCACAACAUCUGGUAGCAACAGGGGAGACAAGCUUCUUGCAAUAUGGGCCGCGAUUAGGAGACAUUGAUGCCCUGAAAGCUCUGGCUAGCUUCUUGAGCAAGGAGUACAAGGCACCAGUUGAUGUUAAGAACCUGAUGUUUAAUUCUGGUGCAUCACAAGGUCUCAAGUUCCUUGCAGGCUCCUUGAUGCAGCAUGGUGAUACAGUGUUUGUGGAAGACCCAACCUACUUCAUUGCCAUAAAUGUCCUUGUUAAAGAUCAGGGGAUGAAUGUUGUUCCUGUGACUACAGAUGAAGGGGGUAUAGAUGUUGAGCAGCUAGACCAGCUCAUGAGCAAAUAUGCAUCAAUCUGCUCCAGACCUUUGACAGAUAAGAAACCUUUUAGAUUUAUGGUGUAUCUUACUCCUACAUUUAACAACCCAAGGGGAACUGAUCUCACAAAAGAAAGAAGUGUAAAGCUGGUUCAAGUACUGCGAAAGCACAAAGCACUUGCAAUUUGUGAUGAUGUCUACAAUGUAAUUUACUUCAAAGAAGACAACCUCCCAAAUGGUAGGCUCUUUAGUUAUGACAAUAAGAUUGACCCCAACUACCAAGGCAAUGUAAUCUCCAAUGCAAGCUUCAGCAAAAUCCUAGGCCCUGGUCUACGCUUGGGUUGGAUUGAAGGGCCUACCCAUUUAUUGACCAUGCUCUCAGAGAGCGGUUAUUCUUGCAGUGGUGGUUGUUUUAAUCACUAUACAGGUUGCAUUAUUGGUAAAGCAAUUGAGCUAGGGCUUGUCUCCAAGCACCUGGAACAUUCUAGAAAAGUCUACCAUUCUAGAAUGACAGCUCUGUGUGAUGCAAUUGAUGAGUACUUGCCCAAAGUGAGGUAUUUUAGGCCAAGUGGAGGAUACUUUGUAUGGCUAGAGUUUCCUGAAAAUAUUGAUACCCAGGAGUUGCUAAAUGUUAGCAAGAGAGAGUAUAGUGUUUUUUUCCAUGUUGGUCCCAAGUGCUCAUGUGUUGGGAAUUUUCGCAAUUGUGCCCGCUUUAGUGCUGCAUUCUACUCAGAAGACAUUCUGAAAGAGUCUAUUAGAAAAAUAAGCUUGGCUUUGAGCAAGCUUAUGAAAGAGUGAAAUUUGGUAUAUACUUGGUGGUGAUGCUGUUCUCAUGUCAAACAGACAGAUAUAUUGUAUUUUUUGUAUAUUUGUAUUUUUUAUUACUAACAGUGUAAUAAGUAAACACUUGCAUACUUUGAGAGAAUAAUAAGAAUAUGCAAUAAGAAUACCUUUUGAUAGCCUAAUAAAUAAAAGACUGGUAUUUAUUACGUAAAUAAAAUAAAGAUGGCACAAGUAAAUUAACAUCAUAGCAUAUCACAGUUAAAGCCUGACUCGAAACUCAAACUGCUUUUUGCCCUUGAUUUAAUUUAGAAAGGUUCACUGUAGAUACUUACACGUAUUUACCCCCCGACACAUUAGCAUAUGUCCAGAGGAGGGUAAAAGGGUCAUUAUUACAUGAUUGAAACCUUUUCCAUUGUUCUUGCAAGUCCUUUAUUUCACUAAAAUACCUAUGAAUAAUUUACAAUCUUAAAGAACGGGAAGGACAGGGAAAAGUGGCGUUUAAUAUGAACUCAUUAAAUAUGAAUAAGGUUAAUAACUAGAAUACUAAUAAAGAGGAGUAGGUUUA